AUGGCGCAGAAAAACGUGUCGCAAUUGUAUUUUGAUUUAAUACGUUUAUUUAAACAAUGGCCAAUAGAUAAAUCGAAAACUGGUCGAGAUUUAGGUGAAGCGUUACGCAAACAAUUUUCUGAUUCAUUUAGUAGUGGUGAAAAUUCAUCUGUUGAUGUCGCAUAUUGGACGAAAUUUUAUAGUGAUAUGAAAUAUUUGAUAUCAAAUGAAAUUCGUGAUACCUAUCCGCGUGACCGAGACUGGACGGCAUCUGGUAUGAGUGCUGAACAAAUACGUUGGAUAUUAUCAAACAAAAGUUUAGAAAUGAAUAAAAAAUUUGCAAAAAGAUUGAAGUGA
This is a messenger RNA of Didymodactylos carnosus, 336 nucleotides long. NCBI's taxonomy places the organism in Eukaryota, Metazoa, Rotifera, Eurotatoria, Philodinida, Philodinidae. The record is from the annotation of a GenBank genome assembly.